AUGGCUGGACCCGGGGGUUGGAGGGACAAGGAAAUCACGGAUCUGGGCCAUCUGCCGGAUCCAACUGGAAUAUUCUCUUUGGACAAAACCAUUGGUCUUGGAACUUAUGGCAGAAUCUAUUUGGGACUACAUGAAAAGACUGGUGCAUUCACAGCUGUUAAAGUGAUGAAUGCACGUAAGACUGCAUUACCUGAAAUUGGAAGGCGAGUGAGAGUGAAUAAGUAUCAAAAGUCUGUUGGGUGGAGAUACAGUGAUGAAGAAGAAGAUCUGAGGACUGAACUCAAUCUUUUGAAGAAGUACUCUUUCCACAAAAACAUUGUCUCUUUCUAUGGGGCAUUUUUUAAGAUGAGCCCACCUGGUCAGAGACACCAACUUUGGAUGGUGAUGGAGUUAUGUGCAGCUGGCUCAGUUACUGAUAUAGUAAGAAUGACCAGAAAUCAGAGUUUAAAAGAAGAAUGGAUUGCUUAUAUCUGCAGAGAAAUCCUUCAAGGUUUAGCUCACCUCCAUGCACACCGUGUAAUUCACCGGGACAUCAAAGGUCAGAAUGUGCUACUGACUCAUAAUGCUGAAGUAAAACUAGUGGAUUUUGGAGUGAGUGCCCAGGUAAGCAGAACUAAUGGGAGACGAAAUAGCUUCAUUGGAACACCAUACUGGAUGGCACCAGAGGUGAUUGACUGUGAUGAGGAUCCAAGGCGUUCCUAUGAUUACAGAAGUGAUGUUUGGUCUGUGGGAAUCACUGCUAUUGAAAUGGCUGAAGGGGCUCCUCCUCUCUGUAACCUUCAACCCUUGGAAGCCCUUUUCGUGAUCUUGCGAGAAUCUGCUCCCAAAGUCAAAUCCAGUGGAUGGUCUCGCAAAUUCCACAAUUUCAUGGAAAAGUGCAUGAUAAAAAAUUUCCUAUUUCGUCCUACAUCUGCAAGCAUGCUUCGUCAUCCAUUUGUUCAAAAUAUAAAAAAUGAAGGACAAGUUGUUGAGUCAUUAAAGAAGCAUCUUACUGGAAUUAUUAAAAAUAGACAGAAAAAAGGAACACCUCUGAUCUUUGAAAGAGAAGAAGCUAUUAAAGAACAGUACACUAUGAGAAGAUUCAGAGGACCUUCUUGUACCCAUGAACUUCUGAGACUUCCAACCAGCAGCCAAUGCAGACCACUUAGAGUCCUGCAUGGAGAGCCCUCUCAGCCGAGGUGGUUACCUGAUGGAGAUGAACCACAGGUUCAGGCACUUCAGCAUCUACAGGGAGCAGCCAGGAUGUUCAUGCCACUAAAGUCUCAUAACAUUGCACCUAAAUCUCUACUGGGGAAAGCUCAUACACCUCAGCAACUACAUGGACCUGCAGCUCAGGUGCUCAGACCACUGCAGUCACAGAUGAAAGCUAAGACAUCUAGGCCGAUGCAGCCUAGGGCACCUCCACGUCUACAGAGGACAGCCAAGAUGCUCAUGCCACUACAGGCUCCGUUUAAGAUACCUAGGACUCUUCAUGUACAGCUCCAGGUAUCCAAAGAACAGCUCCAGGUAUGCAAAGAACAGCAAGUUCAGGGCCAGGCACAGACAUCAGAUAAACCACAGGAUCUGAAUCAAGUACCAGAAGAAUUUCAGGGGCAAGAUCAGGUACCUGACCAACAACAAAGGCAAGGGCGAGAACCUGAACAAAAGCAGAUGUAUAUACAGUUAAGUAAACAGCAGAUGGAACCAAACAAGGUACCUGAACAAUCAGAAGUACAGACACUGACUUCUGAACUUUUCCAGUCAGAUUUAGAAGCAGAGAAAUCUGAGUCCUUAAGAGUUCAUGCCCAGGUAUUUCUGCCUCUACUGUCACAGAACCACAAUGUGCUCUUACCAGUACAUUUGGACACUCAGGUGCUAAUUCCAGUAGAGGAACAAACUGAAGGUUCAUCUCAUGCUCAAGACUGGGCAAUAGAACCCCCAGAGGCAGUUGGUCCAGUUCAAGCAUUGGUAGAAGCAAUAUCAAGAGAUAUACUUCAAACACCAAACUCAAAUAAUACAAAGUCAUUUGGUCCACUACAAACCCUGAUGGCGAAUCUGUCAUCAAAUAUGAUUUACUCUCAUCCAGAACAGGCACAGAAGAAAAAAUCAAAAAUAUUUAGUCUAAAACAAGCCUUGACAAAAAAGUUAUCAUCAAAAUGGUUCCAGGAAAAGUUAACACAGAAAUUUGAAGAUUUUGAAUUGUCAGACUUAGAAGUCCAAAGACAAAAGAGCCAGCACAGAUGGGAGGAUAUCUUUACUCAACAUGAGGAAGAAUUGAGACAAGUUGUAAAUGAAAAAAAUGAAUCAUCAGACAAUAAUGAAGCAUUUCAUUCAGUUCAGACUGAAGUCCAAAUAGAAUCUUUGCAACCAAAUGUUCCAAACUCUAAAGGAAAUGAGGUACAAGGAAUAUCUGCUGCUGCUGUGCCUUGCAACCAGGAUUAUGUGCAUCGUGUCAAGUUCUCUCCAAAUAUUUAUCAGAUAUCUUUGGAGCAAGUCCAAAAGCCCACUGACAUUAGACAAAGGACUUUACAAAAUCCUCAAAAUUGGCCAUCAUUAUUAGAAUCAUCCGAGGAAGAAAGUCCUAAGCCUAGGAGGAGAUCCAAAGCAUCAUCUCCUUAUUCUACAACUGACCAAACAAUGCUAUUUGAUGUCCAUCAAAAUGGUAGAGAUGGAAAUGAUGAAGUAAAAAGAACGUAUAAUGACCAUGGAAGCAAUAUAGACACCAAAAUCCAUGGAGAAAAUAAAUCCAGUGAGGGCAGUGAUUAUUAUAGAGGUCUUGACGGAUAUGGAAUUAAUAUAGACAGUGGAAUAAGAUGCAAGGAAGUUAAUGGAGUUAGUCAAGUCAGUGAAAUUAAUGACGAGAAUGGAGAUCUUGAAUUCAAUAGAGGAGAAAAUAGCUUAAAGAAGCAGGAAACUGGUAAAAGUGAGACCUCAAAUGGCAUUGCAUCAUUCUUAUUUAAUGAUGAAAAUGACAGCAUGGACAUUUUAGAAGCAUCAGCAGAGUCAGGUUUUUCUGCAAACUACUCAUCUUCUUCCACUGGUUCUUUGGGUACUAAUGCUGAUUUUGCCAGUGCUAUCUUCUAUGCUGGAUAUGUGGAAUUUCCUGAGAAAUCACCUCAGCAAUCAUCUGAAGUCAAUGUUAACUCACUAUGUAUCUCUUCCGCAUGUAAAAAACCACUGCUACAUGUAUAUGAAAAGGAAUUUACUUCUGAAAUCUGCUGUGGCUUUUUAUGGGGACUGAAUUUGCAGUUGGGGAUAAUCUAUUCGAGAAGUGGAAAGGCAGACAUAACAAAACAUAUAAAACAAAGAUCAUUUCAUUAUCAGAUUCAAGUUGUAGAGCCACUCAAUUUUCUAAAUACCAUUUCAGGACAUAAGAACAGACUUCGAGUGUAUCACUUGACCUGGUUCAGUAACAAGAUUUUGAAUGUUAAUCCGGAAAGCAAUAAAAGACAAGAGGAUAUGCUAAAUACUGAGAAAGUCUGUAAAGCUGUAGAUAAAUUGACAGGCUGUACGCACUUCAGUGUCCUUCAACAUCAAGAAACAAUAUAUGUUGCUAUUGCUUUGAAAUCAUCAAUUCACCUUUAUGCAUGGGUGCCAAAGUCCUUUGAUGAAAGCACUGCUGUAAAAGUGAUAUGCACUGAUCAAUCAGCAAAUUCUGAAUGAAACUACAUGUUCUAUGAAGUACAUGUACAAAUACGAAAAAUACAGGCAUCUGAUUCAAAUAACAUAUUUAAGAGACUUUUUGAUUUAUUUCAUUUGCUAAAGCUUAAGGUUUUCCCAACACUUGGUCAUAAGCCAGUAACAAUUGACCUGGCUAUUGGUUCUGAAAAAAAUCUAAAGAUUUUCUUCUGCUCAGCAGAUGGAUAUCAUACCAUUGAUGCAGAAUCUGAGGAUAUGUCUGAUGUGACCCUGCCAAAUAAUGUAAGAUCCCUACAAAUUAUUGUCCCACAGAAUAUCAUCAUUUUACCUGACUCCUUAAGAAUUGGCAUGAUGCUCACUUUCAAUUCUGAAGCCCUUUCUGUGGAAGCAAAUGAAAAAAUAUUCAAGAGAAUUCUUGAAGCAUGGAAAGACAUACCAUCUUCAGUAGCAUAUGAAUAUGCACAGCUAACCGCAGGAUGGAGCCAAAUGGCCAUUGAAGUUUGCUCUUCACAGUCAAAGGUUCUGGAAAAUGAACUGAAAAGCAAAACAGUUAAGAAACUGAGAUUUCUACGUAAUGAAGGUGCCAAGUUGCUCUUUACCGCUACCUUGUGCAACCACCACAGCCAGAUUUACUUUAUGACCGAUGGAAAACUUGAAGAGCUCCAGAACAGUAAUGGCUUUAAAAAAUGACAACAUUUACAAACAUCAUAAAUAAUAAGUUUCUAUAUUAAAAUGUCUAAGAUAAAAGGAUACUUCAAUUUUAUUGUUAGGGACAUUAACUCAGAUAGUUUUAAUGUAGCGCAGAAUAGUUUUAUUAAGAAUGCAGCAUUAUAUGUAAAAUUAACUAUAGCAAGCUCUACGUACUCCAAUGUCUUUUGCACAAACUUUGUAACUUUUGUUACUGUGAAUUCAAUUCAAACAUUGCUCUUUGGGCAGUUUGGA
Molecule: messenger RNA, 4560 nt
Organism: Suncus etruscus (white-toothed pygmy shrew)
Lineage: Eukaryota; Metazoa; Chordata; Mammalia; Eulipotyphla; Soricidae
Gene: NRK
Product: Nik related kinase
Biological process (GO): protein phosphorylation
Molecular function (GO): protein kinase activity; ATP binding
Source: RefSeq, a predicted model, not a curated record